This is a messenger RNA of Cyprinus carpio (common carp), 3986 nucleotides long. Its product is annotated as NACHT, LRR and PYD domains-containing protein 12-like. Gene Ontology annotation, molecular function: protein binding. NCBI's taxonomy places the organism in Eukaryota, Metazoa, Chordata, Actinopteri, Cypriniformes, Cyprinidae. The transcript is spliced from 13 exons. The record is from RefSeq and is a predicted model, not a curated record.
UCGAGAGUGUUUUGUUGACGAGGGAAAAGUCAAUGGAUCCUUCAGUGCAUUAUGCAGGUGGAGAUUCUCCUGCACUCAGGCAGAAGAGAUCAGACUCACCAGAGCCCAGCUGUGUGUCCAUGAGCAGUGACACGUCAAAGGAUCUGCCAUUUGCUUUAUUUAAAGGUGGCAGCAAUUCUCCACGCAGGCAGAAGACGUCAGACUCACCAGAGCCCAGCUGCGUGUCCAUGAGCAGUGACACGUCAAAGGAUCUGCCAUUUGCUUUAUUUAAAGGCAGCUUCAACUCUCACCACAGACAGAAGAGACCAGACUCACUGGAGUCCAGCUACGUGUCCAAGAAGAGUGACACAUCAGAGCAUGUUCUGUGUGCUAAAUCUGAAACUGGCAGCACUUCUGAUCACAGCACUAAACUCAAAACAAAGCUGAGGAAGAAGUUUCAACAUUUGCAUGAGGGAAUAGCAAAGCAGGGAAAUUUAGCCCUCUUAAAUGAGAUCUACACAGAGCUCUACAUCACAGAAGGUGAAAAUGGAGAGACUGAUUCGUCUUCCAAGAUUGAAGAAACAGAAGAUACACCAAUCAAUUCUAAUGACAUCUUCAAACCAUUACCUGGACAAGAUCAACCCAUCAGAACUGUGCUGACUAAAGGAGUCGCUGGCAUUGGAAAAACAGUCUCUGUAGAAGUCAUUCUGGACUGGGCUGAAGGGAAAGAAAAUCAGGAUGUCCAUCUCAUAUUUCCACUUCCUUUCAGAGAGCUUAAUUUGCUGAAGGACCAAACAUUCAGUCUUCAAGAUCUUCUACAUUUCAUGGGCACAAAUCAACUUGAAAUCUCUCCAAAUGAUGGUAAAAUCAUUUUCAUCUUCGAUGGUUUGGAUGAGUGUCGUCUGUCUCUGGAUUUUAACAACAGUGUGAAGUUGUGUGAUGUGACUGAAUCAGCCUCUGUAGAUGUGCUGCUGACAAACCUCAUUGUGGGUAAUCUGCUUCCCUCUGCUCUCAUCUGGAUCACCUCCAGACCAGCAGCAGCUGAUCUCGUCCCUUCUAAGUGUGUCCAUCGAGUGACAGAGGUACGAGGCUUAAAUGACCCUCAGAAGGAGGAAUACUUCAGGAAGAGAAUCAGUGAUCAGAUCCUGUCCGACAGAAUCAUCUCACACCUGAAGUCAUCAAGGAGCCUCUACAUCAUGUGUCACAUCCCAGUGUUCUGCUGGAUCUCAGCCACUGUUCUAGAGAAGAUGUUGAGUCAAGCAGAAAUUGGAGAGAUCCCCAAGACUCUCACUCAAAUGUACACACACUUUCUGAUCAUUCAGAUCAAAAUCAAACAUGAGAAGGACUACGAGAAGAAAGUGAACAGUGAAGACUUGAUCCUCAAACUGGGGAAACUGGCUUUCCAGCAACUUAUUUAAGGCAAUCUGAUGUUCUGUGAAGAAGAUCUGAGAGAGUGUGGCAUUGAUGUGAUUGAAGCAUCAGUGUACUCAGGAUUGUGCACUUGUAGAGAGGACUUGCAUCAAAGGAAAGUCUACAGUUUUAUUCAUCUAACCAUCCAAGAACAUCUAGCUGCUCUGUAUGUGCAUCACUCCUUCACGAAAAACAACAUUAACUUGUUUAAUGUUACUGAACCAACAUCUGAAACAAAAAAUAAACAGAUUUUAAUAUUUGACCUACAUAAGAAAGUUGUGGAUGAGGCUGUAAACAGUAAAACUGGACAUUUAGACCUUUUUCUUCGCUUCCUUCUGGGCUUUUCUCUGGAUUCCAAUCAGACUCUUUUAGAAGGUCUUCUGACACAGACAGAAAGCAGUUCCAGAGGAACUUGUUGUUUCCACAAUUUAGAGGAAACAGUCAAAUACAUCAGAAAGAAGAUAGAGGAACAUCCCACUCCAGAGAAAUUCAUCAAUCUGUUCCACUGUCUCAGUGAUCUGGGUGAUUUUUCACUAAUAGAUCAAAUGCUGUGUUAUCUAAACACUAAAUCUCUCACAAACACCCUAUCUUCCUUACAGUGGUCAGCUCUAAUAUUUGUUCUGUUGACUUCAGAGAACUUGGGUGUGUUUAAAUUUAAGAAUUUUGCUUCAGUAAAGGAUUCUGAACAAAUGCUGGUAAUUCUCCUUAAACUACUGCCUGUGAUUGAAGCAUCAACAUCUGUUCAGCUCACUGAGUGUGGAUUGACAGAAGAAAGCUGUGUUCCUCUAGCCAAAGCUCUCUGCUCAGAAGCUUCAUGCGUGAUUGAGCUGAACCUGAGUGAAAACACACUGAAAGAUGAAGGUGUCAAGAUUAUCUCUAAAGGACUGCAGAAUCCUCACUGUAAACUAGAAAUACUGAGGUUGAGGAAUUGUGACAUCACAAAUGAAGGUUGCACUCUUCUGAACUCAGUUCUCACAUCAAAGUCCUCACAACUGAGAGAGCUGGAUCUGUCUGAGAAUAAACUGGGAGACUCAGGAUUGAAGCUGCUUUGUGAUGCACUACUGAGCCCUCAUUGUAAACUGGAAAAUCUGACGCUGCAUGAUUGUGGUCUCACGGAUGAAGGAUGUGCUGCUCUGGCUUAAGCUCUCAGAUCAAACCCCUCACACCUGAGAGAACUGGAUCUGUCUCAUAAUAAUAUAGGAGAUUCAGGAAGAAAGCUGUUCUCUCUUGCUCUAGACAAUCCUCACUGUAAACUGGAAGUACUUAGGUUGAUUGGUUGUGGUGUAACAAAUGAAGGUUGUGCUGCUCUGGCUUCAGCUCUGGCAUCAAACACCUCACACCUGAGAGAAUUGGACCUGUCACAGAAUAGCCUAAAUGAUUUAGAAAUGAUAAUGCUCUCUGCUGGACUGGAGAAUCCUUCAUGCAGACUGGAGAAAUUGAAGUUGGUUAACUGUGGUAUCACAGAUGAAGGUUGUGCUGCUCUGGCUUCUGCUCUGACAUCAAACCCCUCACACCUGAGAGAGCUGGAUCUGUCUGGAAAUAAACUAGAAGAUUCAGGAGUACAGAUGUUCUCUAGUGGACUGCAGAAUUAUUACUGCAAACUGGAAACACUGAGGCUGGUGAGUUGUGGUAUCACAGAUGAAGGUUGUGCGGCUCUUUCUUCAGCUUUGACAUUAAACCCCACACACCUGAGAUGGUUGGAUCUGUCUAAAAAUAAACGAUCAGACUCAGGAAUAAACCUGCUCUCUACUGGACUGGGCAAUCCUCAUUGUAAACUGGAGAUGCUUGGGCUGCAUGAUUGUGAUGUCACAGAUGAAGGAUGUGCUGCUCUGGCUUCAGCUCUCAGAUCAAACCCCUCUUAUCUUAGAGAACUGGAUCUGUCUGAUAAUAAACUAGGAGAUUUAGGAGUGAAGCUUCUAAGUACUGGACUGGAGAACUGUAAACUGGAGAUACUUAAGUUGAAACAUUGUGGAUUCACAUAUGAAGGAUGUGCUGCUCUGGGUGCUCUUCUUGGAUCAGAUCAAUCAUAUCUGAAAUAUGUGGAUCUGUCUGUUAAUAUACUUGAGGAUCUGGGAGUGCAGCUGCUUUCUACUGUGUUUUACUAAGCAUUUUUUAUAUAAAGUGGAAAUAUUCAUGUCAUCAAGACUGAUACACCAAUAAGGCAUAUUGGCUAUUUACUUAUUUUCUUACUUUAUUCAGUUCAGUGGUUAUAUGUGGACCACAUUCGCAGAUUUGAGUAACUUGAAAUAAAUGCCUUGAAUUUAUAUAAUAGCAGUAAUAUUACAUAGCAAGUGUCUCAUUGGUUUUCACUUGAUAACUUUUUAUUCCCCACAUAAGAAAUGAUGAUUGGACCAUAGAGACUGCAGUGUCUCUCAUUUUGCUGCUUUUCAAAUUUAGUCAUAUAGUGUAUUGAUGCCCCUAUUGAAGUCAAAUGGAAGAGUGACUGUUCAGAGGACACAGUGGACUAAAUGUAAAUCGUGUACCAGCAGAGGGUAACAUACAUUUCAUAAAGACAAACACUUAUAGUGAUCUGAGCAGUUAUCCAUCUUUACUAGUGGACCUGGCCUAAAUAAGUUGGACCUCUAUUCUGUGUACUG